AUGGAUCUUUUACCUAAAGUAUGGUAUGAGCAGGCCAGCAGUAUCGAAAAUUCGUUAGUAGCGUCCGCGUCUAAAGAUUAUCCGUCUAGCAACCCGUCAAAACCCUCGCAAUCCCCGGCUAAAACCCCGUCGAAAAAGUCUCUCGCCAAAAAGGCUCGACGAAAAUCCGGAGGGGCGGAAACCGCAAGCACGGGCGAAGAUGCAUCCGCGGAAGCUGACGCGGAAGCUGGCGCUUCUACUGGCACAAACGGGAACUCGGGGGAAGGCGCAGGGGCGGGUGGAGGGGGUCAGGCGGAAGACCCGCGCGGGGGGCUGUCGGAGGCGGAGUGGAUGGCGUUGGCGGAACAGCUUCGGGGGGAAGGGGACGCACUUUUGAAGGAGGCGGCGGAAGCUUAUGAGCGGCGCAAGGAGAGCAGCAGCGAUGCCAGGUGGCUCGCUGCCGUCCGUCGAUCUGGAACGGCCGCGGAUCGUGUGGCCGCGCUGACUGUGGUUAUACAGGAUGACCCUGUAGCGAAUCUUUCCAACCUGGACGCGUUACUGGGAGGGAAGGUGACUGUAGCGGGGGGAGAUGCGGGCAGGAGGCUGCUGCGGCUGUGGCGAUACGAGGAGUGUUUAAAGGAGCGGUUUGAGAGGUUUCUGGAGGGGUUGGAGGAGGGCGGAAAGGACGUGGUCGAGUUUGUGCGGGAUAAGGUGCUUCGGAUUCUGCAUGCCCUGCUGUCGAGCAAAGCCGAGGGGGAGAGGAGGGUGCUGCUGGCUCUGGUUAAUAAGCUGGGGGAUCCCAGUCGCAAGGUGGCCUCGAAAGCCAGCUACCUGCUGGGGUGUCUGCUAGACGCCCACCCCAACAUGGCCCCCGUGGUGGUGAAGCACGUGGAAGCGUUUGUCUUCCGCCCCAACAUCAGCACGCGCGCCCGGCACUACGCAGCCGUCUUUCUGAAUCAUAUUACUUUGUCCCACAAGGGACUGGGUCCCAUGCUCGCGAGGCAGCUCAUUGACCUGUACUUUGCGCUGUUUAAAGUGGUGACGGACCGGUUUGUGUCGGCAGCAGCGGCGCCGGGAGUGGGAGGUGUGGAGGGGCAUGAGUUGGAGGCGGAUAGUGCACUGCUGUCCGCUCUUUUGACAGGUGUGAAUCGGGCCUUUCGUUACGUGGCAGAGGACGACGUAACAGAGGUGAUAGAGACACACACCCCCCUGCUCUUCCGCAUGGUGCACGCAGCCAGCUUCAACCUGGGCGUGCAGGCGCUUCUGCUGCUCUUCCAGCUCAUGGCCAAGAGCGCGGCUCUCAGCACCCGCUAUUACCGCGCGCUCUACUCUGUUCUGUUCUCUCCUGCUCUCGCUAAAUCCUCCAAGGGUCCCAUGUUUAUGGCGCUGGUGUUCAAGUCCAUGAAGGCGGAUGUUAACUUACCGCGCAUAGCAGCGUUUGCCAAGCGGCUGCUGCAGGUGGCGCUGCAGCAGCAGGCAACCUUUGCGUGCGGCGCGCUGCUUCUCAUCUCGCAAGUGCUCAAGCUGCGACCCAUGCUGUGGACUGCCAUCUUGGAACCCGAAGCAAAUACAGACGACGUGGAGCAUUUCGUGGAUGCGGAUAAGGAGGCUGCUACUAACGAGGAUGGAUUUAUUGAGGGGAAGAAAGAGCGAGGGAAAGGAGGGGAGGAGGGAGAUGAGGAAGAGGAUGGAGAGGAAGAGGGAAGGCAGAGGAGGGAGGGAACGUAUGAUCCCAAGCAGAGGGAGCCGUCCCUAUGUCACGCGGAUAGGGCCUGUUGGUGGGAGCUGGCAGCAUUGGCAGCGCACGUGCACCCCACAGUCUCUCGUCUCGCCGCCUCUUUACUCUCAGGGGAGCCCGCCUCCUUCACAGGCGACCCCAUCCAGGACCUCUCCCUCUCCGCCUUCCUGGAUCGCUUUGCUGAGAAGCAGCAGAUGCGGAUGAAGGCUGCGGGGAGGGAGAAUGCAGCUUCUGCUGCUGCGGUGGCCGCAGCGGGAGGGAGGAGAAGCGUGGGGUUUGCGGGUGGGGUGGGGAGGGAUGGGGGGAAGGAUGGGGGGAAGGGGGAGCAGGUUCAGGCGCAUGAUGCGUUUUUUCACCAGUUUUAUGCGAUGCAAGGGGUGUUGGGUUCGAGAUGGAAUAAAGGGGAGAAGAAGGGGGGAGAGGGUUGGGGGAAGAGAAGGGAGGAGGAGGAAGAGGAGGGAUUGGAUGUUGAUAUGAAGAUUGCAGAGGAUGGCGAUAUGAGAGAGGAUUUGGAGGAGGGGGAUGAGGGGGAGGAGGAAGAAGAGGAGGAGGAAGACGAAGAGGAGGAAGAUGAGGGAGAGGAAGGGAAAGGGUUUGCAGGGGGAGGGUUCCUGGAAGUUUCGGAUGAUGAUGAGGCUGCUGACGAGGCGAUCAAGAAUUGGAUGGAGGAGGAGGGAGGCGAUGGGGGGAGCGAUUUGAGUGAGGGAGAAGAGGGUGGGGAGGAGGAGGAGGUGGAGGAAGAGGAGGAUGGGGAUGGGGGCUUUGAGUUUGAUUAUGAUGACAUGGAUGAUUUGGCUGGGGAGGAUGCAGUUGGGGAUGACGAGGAGGAAGAGGAGGAAAUGGAAGAGGAGGGGGAAGAGGAAGAGGAGGAUGAAGGUGAGGGUGAGGGUGAGGGGGAGGGGAAUGGCGGGGAGGGAGAAAGUGAGGAGGGAGAAAGUGAGGAGGAACAGGAGGUGAUAGCAAUCAAGUCGAUUGCAAAGAAGGGAGGCAUCACUGGGAAGGCAAAGAAGGGAGGUGGACUAGAGAAGAUACAGAGAGGAGGGAGCAAGAGAGGCACAGGCGAUCGUAUUGAUAAUAAUGGCGAUGUGGGGAAGCCUUUGAAAAAGCAGCGGAAAGGGGAAGUGGGGGUUGAUGCUGCUGGGGGGAAAUUCAAGAGAGCGGACGAGAAGAGCCGUGGUGGAAAGAUGCAAGGGGCAACUCCUUCCUCCCCUAUCGCACCACCCGCACACAACCCGCAACAGUGCAUUCUCUGCGCGCCUCUUCCGCCCAACUCUUCCACCCCGCUCUCCUCCGCUCCCCUCUUCCGCGCCGCUCUUCCGCCCCGCACUUCCGCCUGCAUCCUCCUCCCGCAACUUCCGCGCCCUCCUCGCCUCGACCAUCACCCGCUUCAAAUCCCUAAAUCCAUCCACCGCGUCGCUGCUCUCUGCCUACCGAUGUUCGCCACGUGGCUGCGCCUCGCGGCCCGUCAGACGCACGUGGGCGAGGCGGCGGAGAAGGGUUCCGCGGCGGUUAUCCUCCGGAUAGUGCGGGAGCACGGACCGUGCAAUAAGAACGUGCUAUGGACGCAUGCAGAGGAAGCGGGUGUGAAGAGCAAGCGGCACAUGAAGCUCAUGCUGCGGUGGCUGAUAGAGAAGAAUCAGAUCCGCAUCAAGUGCCUCACACAUGACCCCUCAGCGCCACAUCAAGCAGGUUCAGCAGGGUCAGCAGGUUCGGCAGGUGGAGCAGCGGCUUCUGCUGCUGCUUCGAGGGGAGCUGGAUCGGGUGCUUUUGCUGCGGCGGCAGCGGCUAGAGUGCAACCGGCAGGUUUGAAGAAGAGAGCGACGAAGCAUGUCUCUGCAGAGAAGGAAUUUAUUUACUCCAUUGCCCCCAGAUAUGUUCCACCAAGCUCGUGA
Molecule: messenger RNA, 3609 nt
Organism: Closterium sp. Yama58-4
Lineage: Eukaryota; Viridiplantae; Streptophyta; Zygnematophyceae; Desmidiales; Closteriaceae
Source: the annotation of a GenBank genome assembly